AUGUAUAGACAAAUACCUUUAUCUGUUGCGUUCAGUAGUGAAAACCCUGACGUCAAAAUAAAGGGGAACAGAGUAACGUUUAAGUUUCCAACAGACUGGAUUGUGAACAUAAAUGAAGAGAAGUACAUUGGCAUAUCAAAUAUGUAUAUAACACGUGCUUUCAGAAAGGUUGACUUUAUACUUCAAGUCGAGAUAGAAAAUGACGAACAGUCUUUAAGCGCCCAAAACAUUCACAUAUACAAAUACUUUAAAGACGAUACAACAUUGCAACAAUGUAUGAUUUCAUUUAAUGAAAUGUUCGAGAAAAAGUUUAACAUUGAAGUACAAACUUUACAGCCUUUACGUGAGUUUCUUGCACAACUGAAAGAAGAAGGUAGUCAGCCACAACUUAUAGACUUUCAUUAUGAAUUUAAUGAAAAUGAAGAUGGAACACAUGACUGUCAGUUUGUUGUAUUCUCACCAUUCAAUGAAGUCGCUAAAGAGAAAUAA
Trichomonas vaginalis G3 is the source of this 489-nucleotide messenger RNA. RefSeq lists its product as uncharacterized. The transcript has a single exon. The record is from RefSeq and is a predicted model, not a curated record. NCBI's taxonomy places the organism in Eukaryota, Parabasalia, Trichomonadida, Trichomonadidae. Bases 1 to 489 code for a protein of 162 amino acids.